Ceraceosorus bombacis is the source of this 1818-nucleotide messenger RNA. Lineage: Eukaryota; Fungi; Basidiomycota; Exobasidiomycetes; Ceraceosorales; Ceraceosoraceae. The record is from the annotation of a GenBank genome assembly.
AUGUCUACUAUUGCCUCGGUAUUCUCGACCUCCAUCGCGGGAGAGAUACUCAAUCAUCUCACCCACGGUUCGGUAGCCACACGGCCGGAACAAUCGCAGAAUUUUGUGCCUCCGCAUGCUCUCCAAUCAGCAACAAAGGCUCUCGAUGCAGUGCCCGAACUUUCAGAAAAGGCAGCGCGCUCCUCGUACACGUCUUCUGGCAAUGCGACGCCCCGCCCUGCCAGCAUCGCUGAUGCUCAAGGGCGACCUUCCAGUGCCGAAACUCUAGCAGAAGAAGCAAAGGCAGCAAUCAAGCCUGUGCAGGAUGUCGAAGCAGGCGUCAAAGAAAUGUCCGAAGGCUUCACAGAUGGCGCUGCGCCCGAACGGAUAGAGUCUCGAAUCCUACCCUCGAAGCCUAUCCCUAAAGGCGUCAAGGUGGUGGGCUGGUACUCGGAUGACGACGAUGAGAAUCCUCAGAACUGGUCGAGCCGCAAAAAGCAGAGUGUGGCGAUGCUCAUCAGCUUCAUGACGUUCAGCGUCUACGCCUCUUCUGCCGCAUACACGCCCUCCAUACCGGGCGUCAUGGCAGAAUUCCAAGUAUCGCAGGUGCAAGCCAUCAUGGGUCUUUCGCUCUUCGUCAUCGCGUACGGAAUUGGUCCCAUUUUCUUCUCGGGUCCCUCAGAGCUGGCAGUUCUAGGCCGCAACCGGCUCUACAUUCCCACACACAUUCUCCUCGUAGCCAGCAAUUUUUUGGCCGCUUUUGCACCAAACUAUUCGACCUUGAUGGCAGCUCGAUUCAUGGCCGGCUUCUUUGGCUCUCCCGCCCUGGCAACGGGCGGAGCAUCCUUGGGCGACAUGUUUGACAACCUCAAAUUGCCCAUCUACAUCGCUGUCUGGAGUGGAGGCGCCAUCUGUGGCCCUGUCUUCGGACCUGUGCUCGGAGGAUACGCAGCGCAGUACAGCACGUGGAGAUGGCCACUCUACAUCAUUACCAUUCUGAGCAUCAUCAGUCUAUUCUGCUUGACAUUCCUGCUGCCCGAGACGUAUGCACCCACAAUCCUGCUGCACCGCGCUCAACGCCUGCGCAAGUUGACUGGGGACGAAUCGCUCAAGAGUCAAAGCGAAAUCGAUCAAGACUCCGUCGCCUUUUCUUCCAUCUUGGCCGAGUCCAUCUGGAGGCCCAUCCGUCUCGCUUUUGAGCCCAUCGUCUUUUUCACCUGCGCCUACCUCGGUCUGGUCUAUGCCGCCUUCUACCUCUUCUUUGAGGCCUUUCCCAUCCUCUACUCUUCCUACGGCUGGGGUCUCGGAGCUCAAUCGCUGCCCUUCUUGGCCUUUGCAGUCUCGGGCGUCAUCUCCGUCGGCGCGUACAUCUGGUACAUUCAAAACAUCUACGCUCCUCGAUUUAGGGCCAAGGCUGAAAUGGGUAUCAUCGAGCCGGAAGACAGGCUCAGCAUCGCUUUAGCCGGCUUUGCUGCUUUUCCAGUCUCCAUCCUCAUCUUUGGUUGGACAGCAGAAUAUCAAGUGCACUGGAUCGUUCCGACCAUCUUUGCAGCUCUGCUACUCCCCAGCGUCUUCUUGUCAUUUCAAUCCCUGCUCGUCUAUCUGCCAAUGUGCUACCCUACCGUCGCAGCUUCCGUCUUGGCCACCUGCUCCGUCAUCAGAUCCAGCUUGGCAGGCGCCUUCCCGAUCUUUGGACAUGCCUUUUACAACAAGCUAGGAUUGGGAGUGGGAAGCACAGUCAUCGCUGCUAUCGGCAUCGCCCUCGGACUUUGGCUCUUUGUCCUUCGCAAGUGGGGCGUUGUGCUGAGGAGAAGAUCAAAGUAUGCUCAUGUCUACUAG